AUGGCACUUACAGUCCGCAUGUGCGCCACAAACUCCUCACGUGGUGCUGGCCCCGCGGUACAUGGUGCUAUUAUGCGUCGUGGCUUCGGGGCCGAUGCGCAUGUCCAGAGCGGAUUGAUUCACAUGGAUGCUGAAUUGGGUUCCUUCGGCCCCGCCCGACUGCUCUUUUUGGAGAUCGCCCAUCUGGAUUUGGUGACCCAGAUAGCGAUGGUGGGUGCCUGUGCAGGAUCUGGGGAUAUUGAAUUCACAAGGGAGUUGUUUGAUGAAAUGCCGCACAGAGACCCCAUAGCGUGGAACGCAAUGAUCAUGGGGUAUGCUCACCUCGGGAAGUCGAGGGAGGCCCUGCAUUUGUUCAAUUUGAUGCAAUUGGAGGGCGUGACGGUCAACGAGGCAACGUUAGUUUCGGUCCUUUCGGUGUGCGCACACUUGGGGGCUUUGGAUCAGGGCAGGUGGGCUCACAUCUACAUAGAGAGAAAUAGACUCCAAAUGACAGUGACUCUGGGUACUGCACUCAUAGACAUGUACUCAAAGUGUGGCCACAUGACCAGAGCUAAGGAAGUCUUUUGGGGGAUGAGAGAGAGGAAUGUCUAUACGUGGAGCAGUGUCAUGAGUGGAUUAGCCAUGAAUGGUGCUGGCGAGAGAUGUCUCGAGAUAUUCUCUCUAAUGCAAGAAGAAGGAAUUUUGCCGAAUGAAAUCACUUUCAUCUAUAUUCUUCAUGGCUGCAGUGUGGCUGGACGCGUUGACAAGGGCUGUGAACACUUUGACUCGAUGAGCCGCGUGUACAGAUUCGAACCCAGGCUUGAGCACUACGGGUGCAUGGUUGACUUGUACGGUCGAGCUGGACGGUUAACUGAAGCGGUCGACUUCAUCAACAACAUGCCUGUCAAGCCUCAUGUGGGUGCAUGGGGGGAUUUGCUCAAUGCUUGUAGAAUUCAUAGGAAUCUUGAAUUGGGUGAAUUUGCAUUGAGUAAGAUUGUUGAGUUAGAGCGCGGAAAUGACAGAGCGUAUGUACUUCUUUCAAAUUCGUAUGCUGAUACUAGGAAUUGGGAUGGAGUCAGCAAUGUGAGGAAGCUGAUGAAGGUGAAUGGAGUGAGGAAAGAGCCUGAGUGUAGUGUUAUAGAGGUUGGCGGUGAGAUUCAUGAGUUCUUGGUGGGGAAUAAAACACACCUAAGAUAUGGAGAGAUUGAGAUGAUGUUGGGAGAGAUGUAUAGGAAGUUGAGGUUGGCUGGGUAUGUGGCCAAUACAGAGCAAGUCCUGUUUGAUAUAGAAGAAGAGGAGAAGGAGGAUGCUUUGUAUAGGCAUAGUGAGAAGGUAGCCAUUGCAUUUGGGUUGGUUAGUUUGGAUGAAGGUGUGGCCAUAAGGAUUGUGAAGAACCUUAGGGUGUGCAGGGAUUGCCAUGAUGCUACAAAGAUGAUUUCAAAGGUUUUCAAUAGGGAGAUUGUUGUGAGGGAUAGGAAUAGGUUUCACCAUUUUAAGGAUGGGGAGUGUUUUUGUAUAGAUUAUUGGUGAUAGGGUGUUCAAUUUUAUUAUAAUACCAUUUUUUACCAUUUAUUCUUUGAA
Messenger RNA from Magnolia sinica, 1560 nucleotides. Its product is annotated as putative pentatricopeptide repeat-containing protein At5g40405. Gene Ontology annotation, biological process: RNA modification. Gene Ontology annotation, molecular function: RNA binding; protein binding; zinc ion binding. The record is from RefSeq and is a predicted model, not a curated record. NCBI's taxonomy places the organism in Eukaryota, Viridiplantae, Streptophyta, Magnoliopsida, Magnoliales, Magnoliaceae.